Messenger RNA from Verruconis gallopava, 1265 nucleotides. RefSeq lists its product as uncharacterized. Bases 238 to 1080 code for a protein of 280 amino acids. The transcript is spliced from 2 exons. The record is from RefSeq and is a predicted model, not a curated record. NCBI's taxonomy places the organism in Eukaryota, Fungi, Ascomycota, Dothideomycetes, Venturiales, Sympoventuriaceae.
GCACGCAAGGCUGCAUUCAUCCAACCUCAGCUCACUCCACAGUCUUGGAUGAUGGAUGUUGAUCUUUGAAGUAUAAGCUCUUCACUCGCUUUACCUACCAGAGCUCAUGGAACCCACGAGCCUGAAAAUCGAACACCAGUCUUGAACUCAUAUUUCGGACGCCAAUUUUUUUUUCUUUUAAAUUUAGAUCAUGUGCUUCCGGCUUGAUCGAUCUCUGCGAGAAAAAUCGUGGCGAGCAUGAACGUGACCAGAAGCGUUUCUGUUCCAUCCAUCACAGAGGACGAUCUUAGGGCGUUUCACGCAAGGCACUUUCCGGGAACUGCGUUGCCGCAGCAAUUCUUCAUCGGCUACCAGACUGAGGAAGGCGCGAACGGAGACGAAGUAGACGACGACGAAGAUGGUGGCGGCGAGGAGGACAGUGACGGACUGGGCUACUAUCCCGAUGGCGUUAAGCGAACCCUGACGGACGCGCAAAUCGCCAUCUUCCGGCACAGCGAGCUCCAGCGCAUCCUGUGGCUGGAGGCUGGAGAAUACGCGGGCCCAAUCUUCCCAACGCGUCUCGGCUCGAUGCCCCAGGGCCGCGUUCAGAGCGAGAGAUCCCAGCAGGCGGCCAAGGGUGCCGCCAGCAAGGCCGCAGCGCUGGCGGGCAAUGUGCUGUCCGCGGGCCCGCCGGUGGGCCGGUCGGAAGAAUCGACAGACGACUCGCCGGUGGCGUCGACGCCAUCUGCUGGCGCCGCUGCUGCAACGAGCAAGAAGAAAAAUAAGAAGCCCAAGAAGAAGCCGAAGAAGGCGACUGCGGGACGCGUGGAACGCCUCGGGCCCCACGCGGACGCGAAGGGCCCGGCGCAGUGCGAAACGGAGCCCAAACGGAGGAGACUUUCGAGCUCGGAGGAGGAGACUUUGGCCGCGCACGAUGGCGCGAAGAAGGCGAGGCUCGGUGGUCCGGCUAGGGCCACGCUCAGCUUCGACAAGAGGCACGAUCCGAACGACUUCAGGGAGGAUGGCGAGCUGUUCACGUACCGAAGACUGGCAAGGGACGAGGAUGACGCGCCCAACGUGUCAGUGGAUCUUGAUUAUUAGCUCUGAUGUCGAAGAAGGAAAAAGAAAUAAAGGGAAGCAAAGAGAAGCUCAGAUCAAAGAUCCCGUUUCCUUUUUGUCAUUUUUUUUGCUCUUGGAAUGAACCUAGCCAUGGUAUCAACUACAGGAUAAGAGCAGCCAAAUGCUCUUUUCUCCGCCUGAAUACUAAACAAAACUCGGGAUCACCC